GAAAGCUAUUUGUCUUCAACCCUACGUGGAACUUGUUCUUCGGCCUUCUCGGGGUGUCGAAUUUAAAAGUAGAUCUGCACUUUUGCCUUAUUUUAUAAUUAUGUCGUGUCCUAAUUUCGCUCUCUUACACCUCGGCCUUCGGUUUCGCACCGAAGUCUUAACAGGUUUUCAAGGAUCGGAAUUUGUCACUCAUGCUGCCCGAGCUCUUGCACACCAGAUUGGUUUGCGACGUAUUGCACACGGCCAAGCUGCAGAGCCGCGAUCGUGCCAACUUAUUGUCAAAGUAUUAUGAUAAAAAAACUGAUGACGGAAUCAAAGGCUAAAGUGCAGGUUCGGGGCCCCACGAAGGUCGAAAACCAAAAGCAUAGGGUUUUUUUUUUAACCAAAGGUUUCCUUUAGCAAAAUUAAUCUUUGUUUUCUUAAGAUGUAAUUAAGAAGUGAUGCCACCCAGAUUUUUGAUUCAGGUUUAUUUCAGCUUCGGCGAAGUCGGUCAGUCGGAGGUCAAUAACUGUUUAAGUUUAGGUUCUAAGUUACGUUUGGUAUCAUUUUCGACAAAAUCUAAAAUGUAGAUCAUACCAAAUUUCAUUCAAAGGUGCAGCGGUUAUUGAUUCCCCACAUAAACUUCCACCCUCCUUUACACAUCCUUAGCGAUGAUUUUUUAGAUGAAAACUAUCCUGUGUCCUUUCUGGGGACUAAACUAAUUAUCUCUUUACCAAAUUUCAACUAAAUUGGUUCAGCGGUUGAAGCGUGAAGGAGUAUUAAAAAAAAAAGAAUAUUUUACAUGUUUCCACUUCGGAAUGGUGUCAAUGUGAUACCAUACUCGUAAAUGAGUUCGGCAUUCCCGAUUUAUACGAAAACGAUACCAAACAUACCAACUGAUGUAGAUAUCAAGAUAAAGUUGAGAGCCCACCCCCCUCCUCUAAAAAUGUACACUACAAAACUUGGUGGCUCCACUUCUUAACUAUAUAAAUCAAUCCUUGGGUCCUAACUCCUAGGGGCCAAUCCUGCCAAAGGAACUCUUCGGUUCGAAACGCCUAUUUCAUCGGCUGCAACUAACUCUAAUCAAGUGCCCUUUUGAGCGAGGCCAAAUGCCGAGCAGCAGGAGAGCCAUGAUCACAUUGGUUCGAUUUCGUUAGGUCUUAUUCAUACUCGGCUUUUUACUUUAUGCAAAAGUUGGCCUUAAGCCUCACAUAAACUUGGCCAUCUGUCCAAAUCCAGGCUGUCAUCUCUCGCGGCUGGGCAUUAUGCCUUGUUUACAAUUCGCCAUUGGUUUUUUUUAUAGCGCGCCGCCAUCAGACUCUCCGGGCGUCUAACCUUAUGAGGACCUCAGCCUUCGGCCUCUUUCACACAAUUUGUCAAUUCCAAGUUCUGCUUUCUUGCAGCGUGGCCUUUGGCCUCAUACGUAAAAGCGCCGAUCGGACCGCGAUUUCAGCCUUAUGAAGAGCUCAGCUUUCGACUUACUUUUUAAAACACUUGGCCAUAGAUUCUUGCCAGAGCUUGACCCUGCUGAAGCUCGACCUUUGGCCUCACAUGAAUGCGCUUCAGCUUUGAAUGCGAAUCAGAAAAGCUCUCUUUUCAACCUUGUGUGGAGCUCGGCCUUAGUCCUCGCUUACACUGGGUAUUUUUUUCAGUCAGUUACAAAACCCAGCUCUCUCUCAACUCCGCCUUUAGGUCUUGCUCGAUAGCGCCAAGUGGGCACUCCGGAUCUUCAACCUUAUGAAGAGCAUGGCCGUUGGAUUCGUUUUUUGACUAUUGCCACCAUUGCUUCAAUUCCAAGCACUGCUAUCCUGCAGUUCGGCCUUCGGCCUCGCACGACAGUCCGCCACAGUAGAAACAACUGAGGGUCCACCGCGAACCACGUUCGACGUGUUGUCUCCCUGUCGCACGUACGAAUUUACAAUUGCCUCUGGGCCUCAGUCCUUAUGUAACUUUCGGGUUACUUUUGGUCAUGUUACUUCUAGGGUUUAUUUGUGAAGUGAACCAAAUCAGGUUUUAAUUACAUAGUUAGCCGGAAAGGCAAGUACACAAUCAUAUAUAUAGGUAAUUUCAGUCAUUUAGUUUACACAUGCUUUGAUAAAGAUGACAUUAGGAUGGCGACUGCACCAGCAUUACAGUUGCAACGUUACUGCUGCAGCACUGUCAAUUUCCUUGAUAAAAUAAGUAAUGGAUUGAAUAUAUAAAUUGCAUCAGUAAUGCGACCAUGAACGUCACUUAGUUUACCAAAAAAAAUCAAUGUUGUCAAUGUAAUCUGGAUGAGCCUAGGCAGAGGGGGCACCAAGAUCUAGAAAUGCUUAGGGCAUCAAAAUUUCUUAAUCCGGCACUGAUGACGCUAGUGCCGCCACUGGCAGUGUUCCUGGCGAAGCACCCGCUGGUCCUCAAGUACAACUUGAAGUCUGUCAACGAAGUCUGGUGCGGCGCGGCGCCGCUCUCAGCAGAAAUACAAAAUGCUGUGUCACAGAGGUUAGGCAUAAACUUCAUCCGGCAGGGCUACGGUCUGACGGAGGUGACGAUGGCGUGCUGCGUCGACCUCUCCACCAAACGCCGGCUUGGCUCCUGCGGGACUCCGGCCCCGGGCAUGAAGAUUAAGGUCAUAGACAUCGAAACCGGCAAAAAGAAGGGUGUGGGCGAGGAAGGCGAGCUAUGGAUCAAGUCGCCCCUCCGCAUGAAGGGCUACAUGGGCGACCCAGCGGCCAGCGAGGCGCUGUUCGACCAGGAGGGCUACGUGCGCACGGGCGACAUCGGCUACUACGACCAGGAGGGUGCCUUCUAUAUCGUCGAUAGGCUUAAGGAACUAAUCAAGUACAACGGCUUUCAGGUGGCCCCAGCCGAGCUAGAAGCCCUGCUGCUGCAGCACCCGGGAGUAGCUGAAGCCGGCGUGGUGGGCGCACCUCAUGAGAGCGCGGGCGAACUACCCACCGCUUUCGUGGUGCGCCAGGCCGGCGCCGCCGUCACCGAGCGGGAGUUGCAGGAUCACGUGGCCAGCAAGGAUGCGCUGAUCUUGGGCAUCAAUGAUGCACGUAGAGGAAUUGAGUUGAAUAAUAUCACUAUCAACAGAGACAUAGUGACAUUCACAAUGCGAGGCACCAAAACUAAGACUGACAAAUCAUUUGUGAAUUGGGAUGGAAUUAUGAAUAUUUUUAAAAACAACCCAAUAAAUAUUGUUUUGGCAGCUAACACUAUGAUAACAGCCAAGUCUCAUGAAGAUCUACACGACGGCUCGUCAGCAUCACACCAGCAACAUAAAUCACUUUACACAGAUGCACAACCAGGCUCCCGUGGCCCUCCAGUUUACAUUGAGGAUUGUAGUCCUGAGACAAUCAAAAUUGAUGCUCAUCCAAAAUCUUUUAGCAAACGUUCACUGCCAUCUGCUCUUUAUCAUUAUUAUAUUAUUAUUACAUUAUUAUUAUCAACCACCGUUAUAAACUGCAGCCAGAUUGAAGAUUGGUCACAGUCAACCAGUGACACUGCAUCCUCACAGCCAGGGUCAAUUUCAAAUAUAAAGGAAACUAAUAUUCGUGCACCUCGUGGAUUAAGAACAGUUUCAAUAUCCAAUAGCCCUAAUAUGUCAAAUGUUCAUUUUCCUGAUGGACCUGGUAGAACAGUUACAAUAUCCAAUAGCCCUAAUAUGUCAAAUGUUAAUCUUCAAUACAAUGAUCAACCUGGUGGAUCAAUAACAAUUACAAUAACCAAUUGCCCGAAUAUGUCAAACGUUAGAUUUAUUGUCAAUGCUGGAGCUGGUUCAGAAAUAACAGCUACACUAACCAAUUGUCCUGAUAUGAGAAACGUUGCAUUUUUUUUCAAUACACCUGGUGGAAUUACAACAGCUACAAUAAGCAAUUGCCCUGACAUGUCAAAUGUAAAAUUUAAUUUCAACGGUGAACCUGGUGGAACAAUAACAGUUACAAUAUCCAAUCGCCCUAAUAUGUCAAACGGUGUUUACAAUUACGUCAACGGUAUUUACAGCUAAAUUUGUCAUAAACAUGUAACUUUCCUGGCUCGCAAAAUGCCCGUAGUAUAUUUUACAACGCAUAUACUCGAAGCCGACUUGAAUCUAACGCGGCAUUUUGGAGCCCCUAUGAACAUCAAUACACCCGUAUGUUAGGGAGGGUGCAAAAAUCAUUCGUACUCUUCCUUUUCCGUAAACUAUAUGGGUAAAUAUCUGGGGUAUAUUUCGGGAAUUCACCCAAUUUACCUGGUAUUUACCUUUUCUACCCGAAUAAGUGGGCUUAAAUAAAAGUUGGAAACGAAGUAAUAAAUUAAAUUGAGGUAAAGUAAAAAAUAUUAAUAAAUUUAAAAAUUGUUAUAUAAAUAAUAUAAUAUUUGUAUAUAAGUAAAAUUGACUAAGGAAUUCGUCAAAUGUUUCAUAUAUUAGGUACUAUUAAAUAUCGUUUACAUAGCACAUGAAAAUUCUCAGGCGUAAAAGUUACACUUUUAAAGGAAUGACAAUAACUUUAACAAAAUACGAUAACAAUAAUAAAAAAGUAAGCCCCCGAGUGAAAGCCAGAAUGGCGGGUGUACCUAAAUAAAUAAAAAAACCUUACCAUAUUUUUGUACCUAAUUUGUACUAUUUUUAUAAUAUGAGCCAAUUUAUUUGUGGUUUCCAAGUUUUAAUCAUUACAUUCAUUUUUUGCUUGCUAUUACACUUUUGCAGGCGCUAUAAUUUUUCACCUUAUCGAUUUCAUUUUUAAGAAAUAACGCUACGGUAUAAUUAUUUUUAUUACGCCAGGAAUUUGUACCUUUCACGUUUAAUCUGAUCAGAUCAAAUAAAUCAGAAAAUUAUAACAGUAUUGAAUGAUUCACGGUUAGUUUCACUACACUUAAAUCGACCGGCCGGAAUCUUGGUCGAUUUCAGAAAAUUAUGUUUUAAAAUUCCUAAGAAAAACCAUGUACCAUGUUCGUUUUUCAUUGAUUGUUGAUGAUUAAUCAAAUAAAACCCGCAAAUUUUGUAAAUAUAUAUAUAUAUAUAUAUAUAUAUAUAUUUAUUAUAUAUAUUUCUACUAUGACUACGACUAGUGGCUCCGUGAGCUGUACACCUCGCGAUAAGAUCGAUAAGCUUAAAACAUAAAAAAACAACAAAAAAUAAAUUCAUUGAGCCAUUUUCACAGCGUACUCACAAGGUUUUAAGUGCCAUAGACCGUAUUGGCACUUAAGUCCUUUAUGCCAAUUUCCACCAAUUUGAACAUUUUCCAAAAAAUGAGAUGACAGAAAAUUUCUAUGUAGCUACUGAACCUGCUUACAAAAUUUCACUAGUUGCAGCUCUGCUACCUGUACAGUUUUCAACCUGUACAGGAAAACAUUCAGACAUACAAAAGCAAAUUGCCCAAGUCAAAAUAUAGACCUUCGCUAACGCUUCGGUCAAUUAAAAUAUGUACUUACAUAAGUUUUACAAAGCAAUAUUUAAGUUUAACUAUUACGUGUUUUUCUAUCGUCUUGGUACAAAGAAGCACCCAAUUGUGCCUUCCAUUCCAUGAGAAAAGGGUCCUUAUGCUCAUUUCUAGUUACGGAGAUAUUAACGUUAUUGUAAAUACUUGAAAAUUAUAUUUUUUUCUUUUCUGCGUAAUAAUAGAAUGUAGGAAUAGACAUGUCAUUCUAGCUUAUUUUUAUUCGUAUACGUUAAGUAUUUCUAUGUUAAAAUUAUUGUCAAAUUUGAAUGAAAAAGGGUUCUUAAUCCUUAUGAUUAAGUGCAAAAUUACCUUAAGCUACAUAGUCAAUCAUCAUUCAUCAGUUAUGUACCUAUUAAUUUC
Messenger RNA from Cydia pomonella (codling moth), 5744 nucleotides. Its product is annotated as luciferin 4-monooxygenase-like. Bases 2288 to 3967 code for a protein of 559 amino acids. NCBI's taxonomy places the organism in Eukaryota, Metazoa, Arthropoda, Insecta, Lepidoptera, Tortricidae. Gene Ontology annotation, biological process: fatty-acyl-CoA biosynthetic process; long-chain fatty acid metabolic process. Gene Ontology annotation, molecular function: long-chain fatty acid-CoA ligase activity. The record is from RefSeq and is a predicted model, not a curated record. The transcript is spliced from 6 exons.